This is a messenger RNA of Bombyx mori (domestic silkworm), 3895 nucleotides long. RefSeq lists its product as uncharacterized. The record is from RefSeq and is a predicted model, not a curated record. NCBI's taxonomy places the organism in Eukaryota, Metazoa, Arthropoda, Insecta, Lepidoptera, Bombycidae. Gene Ontology annotation, cellular component: membrane. Gene Ontology annotation, molecular function: phosphatidylinositol bisphosphate binding. The coding region runs from base 2728 to 3663 and encodes 311 amino acids. The transcript has 6 exons.
ACAUAAUGUUUUAUAUUGAAUAUUCACUUGCAAGGGCUAUGAAAUAGUAAAAAAAUUAUAUUGUAAAUUCAACGCCAGCGCAAAAUUACAUCGUGUGUUUUGACACGAACAUUUCUUACAUGCUAUUUGGCCUCUUUUACAUGACACUCUUUAAACGCGAUAAUAAUUUAGAAUAUGAAAAAUAUUUUACCCAGGUACGGUGGUAGAACAUAUUUUAUGUCAGCACAUGUAGAUCUAAACACUUCGCCUAGUUCAGCCGCUAAAAAGUUAUACUUUUCAGUUUGAAGGGUGGGACAACUAUCUAACAAUACAGUUCAGACUUCGAGCUCUUAUGCUAAAUCGGGUGAUCAUAUUUACAUUCUGAUGAUGGGAUCCAGUUACUAUUACAUAAUAGGUUACCUGUAUGUAUGUGUGUACACUCGUAUAUGCAAAAAAACCAUAGAAAGUGCGUGUAUUGUAAUUGUAAAGGUUUUCGCUAAAAUCAUCAGCUAUCUAUCUAUACAAAAAAAUAAAAUUGGAGUCUGUUUGUAAUAAUAAAAUAACCACUUUUUACUAAAUGCGUAAGUAUGUAUACACAGUACAUAUACCAAAAUAACAUAUUUUUGAAGUGAAAACUUCUUUAGAAUCGUUGUGAUUUCAAACCGGAUGCAACGGAAAAAACGACAAGUAAGAGACACAAAUACAAAAAUGUGUAGGAUGAAGCCAGCAAAGAAUGAGACAGAAAUAUACAUACUAUUUAAUACAGCGCCAUCUGUGAGAUUUUUUAAUACUAACGUGUGUAUGAAAGCUCUUGUAGUGAAUUUUAAUUUAGGAUUAUACGUGAAAUUAAAAUAUCAAUUCACAGAGGGCGCUACCUUACAAUUAUUUACUAAUGACAAAAUUUUACAUAUACUUAAGACGUUUAGGAUAAUUGUAUUUUAAUUUUGGAAGGUUUCACUUCUACCACGUGUGAAUUGCACACAUGUAAUUUUUUUUUAAUUUUGUCUUUCUUUCUGUUAGUCUGUCUGUCUGUUUGUUCCGGCUAAUGUCUGGACCGAUUUUGACGGGACUUUUACUGAUAGGUAGCUGAUGAUAUAAGGAGUAACUUAGGCUACUUUUUUAGACUAGCUUCGCCUAGCGGCGUCACCCGCGGUACGACAAUAACCGCGGGUAGCAUCGCGGGAGUCAGCUAGUUAGAAAUAAAUUUGAACGCUGCUACAUUAAUAAAUGUAUAACACAAUGCACACUGUAAUAACAAAGGUUUAAAAAAAUUGAAAAAUAACUAGUCAGGUCAUAAGUAUUGUCACACAGUAAAAACUUUUCUUUUAGAAUGCUGGCCACAAAAAAGUUUAUUGAAUUCGAAUUUCGAAUUGUUCAUGAAAAUAAAAAUGUAUACUUUUAGAAUUUUACUCAUUUUUAAAUAUGGAGUGGACGCUUAAAGAAGACCGUGUUGCAGUUAUUGCGUUGCAUCGUUGCGGUUACGCGCCAAUUCAAAUUUUUAACAUACUGAAAAUUUUGAAUAUAACCAAAAGAUUCGUUUAUCGUACCAUCAAACGAUACAAUGAAGACUCUAGUGUAGAUGACAGGUCAAGAAGUGGUCGCCCUCGGUCUGUUAGGACUCCAGCAGUGAUAAAAGCUGUGAAGGCGCGAAUUCAAAGAAAUCCCAAACGUAAGCAGAAACUGUUAGCCCUUCAGAUGGGGUUAAGCAGAACCACGGUGAAAAGCGUGUUAAAUGAAGACUUAGGGCUUCGGGCAUAUCGAAGAAAAACAGGACAUCGUUUGAAUGCUCGUCUAAUGGACCUGAGACUGAAGAGAUGCCGCGCUUUGUUGAAGCGGUACGCGGGAAAAAAAUAUCGGGAAAUUAUUUUUUCGGAUGAAAAAAUUUUUACCGUAGAAGAGAGCUACAACAAACAAAAUGAUAAGGUGUACGCAGUAGUGAAGAAGCGAGCAACCGUAUUCCGCGUGUCCAACGAGGUCAUUUUCCAUCCUCGCUCAUGGUAUGGUUCGGAGUUUCUUAUUGGGGCUUAACAAAGGUACAUUUUUGUGAGAAAGGUGUAAAAGCGAAUGCAAUUGUGUAUCAAAAUACAGUCUUGACGAACCUUGUGGAACCCGUUUCUCAUACCAUGUUCAAUAACAGGCACUGGGUAUUCCAAGAAGAUUCGGCGCCAGCUUAUAGAACGAAGAGCACUCAAGACUGGCUGGCGGUGCGUGAAAUCGACUUCAUCCGGCACGAAGACUGGCCCUCCUCCAGUCCAGAUUUGAAUCCGUUAGAUUACAAGAUAUGGCAACACUUGGAGGAAAAGGCGUGCUCAAAGCCUCAUCCCAAUUUGGAGUCACUCAAGACAUCCUUGAUUAAGGCAGCCGCCGAUAUUGACAUGGACCUCGUUCGUGCUGCGAUAGACGACUGGCCGCGCAGAUUGAAGGCCUGUAUUCAAAAUCACGGAGGUCAUUUUGAAUAAACUUUAGUGUCAUAAGAAUCUAUGUUUUGUUAAGUUCAUCUUGGUAUAUGAAUGGUUACAUAAUGAAUAAACUUGUUUCAAUUAUUUUACAUUAAACAUGUGACAGAAUUUAUGACCUGACUAGGUACUAUAUGUUUGCCAUGCAAAUGACUAUUAUAUGGAAUCAACAACACAAGCAUACAAUUUACGACCGCUAGGCACGCCAGUGCAAGUCUGCUCGCGCAAAUUACCGUUUGUCUUCUUGGCUUAAUAACUAUAUAUUUUUUAAUAUUUUUAUCUAACGUACAUAAUGAGUUCGGCGCUUCAACAAAAGCUUUUGCAAAUUCCCGAAGAUUCCAUGGAGCAUAUACAGAAACGAUACGGUUACGAUGAAAGAAAAAUGAAUGAGGCCGUCGAUAUUCUGGAGGAAUGGCUGAAGAAACAGAAUCAUUUCGUGAAAAAAGAUUUUCCAAGGAAAUAUUUAGAAAUGAGCAUAUUAGGAAGCAAGUGCUCUAUCGAAAGGACUAAAUCUAGGCUAGAAAAAUUGUUUACUCUCCGUAGUGUUCUACCGAAGUUUUAUGGUUUCGAGGAUAUUAGGAAGGAUUUUGAAAACCUGUUCUUCUGUUCAACGUUAAUUGUAUUGCCCAAAUUAAUAGAUUAUCAUAGAAUACUUUUCUUGAAAUCGAUCGGGAACGAAUUCUUUGAUAAAAUUCCGUAUUUAGAUUAUUACAAAUUGAUUAUUGCGUACAUAGAUUAUCUCAAGAUGUAUGAUUGUGCAGAUGGAUACAUAAUAAUUGUCGAUUACAGAGACAUAAGCAUUAUGAAUUUGUUAGCUCGACUCAACCCAGUAGAAUUAAAGGAGUUUACCACAAUAAUUUUGGAAGGUUACGGACUAAGAAUAAAAGGGAUUCAUAUAUUGACUCCUUCGAAAACAAUCGACGCUUUCUUAAAAAUAGUAAAACCGUUAUUCAGUCCUAAAGUGGCAUCCAGAUUCCAAGUGCAUGAAACAUUGGAAUCACUGCACCAGGUUAUAUCUCAGGAAAUACUGCCCAAAGAACUGGAAGGGAUGGAUCGAUCACUAAAAGAAAUACAAGAGGAUUGGAUCGAUCUGUUGAGUUCGAAGGAAAGCUCAGAAUACUUUUGUGAAAUGAAAAAAGCUCAAGUCAACGAGGCGUAUAGGGUGAGGGAAAUGAAAAAUGAAGACAUGGGAUUGCCAGGCACUUUCAGAACUUUGAGCGUCGAUUAAAAUAUAAAGUACAUAUGUAUAUUUCGUGGAAGAAUGAAAGGAUUUUACAGGAAGGAGAUUCAGGGAAUGCGAUUUUAAGUUCAAAAAUAAAAUGUAUUUUUUUUUUAUAUUUCAAUAUCGUUAGCAUUGUUGGAAUUUAUGUUAUUCGUAUUUUUUUUAUUAUUGAAUUUUAUUAAAAUCCAACUGACAGACUGUAAGAACAAUUUCGAAAUAAAUCUAUUAAAAAUCGUAA